This is a messenger RNA of Pipistrellus kuhlii (Kuhl's pipistrelle), 806 nucleotides long. RefSeq names its product acyl-CoA-binding protein-like. Gene Ontology annotation, cellular component: mitochondrion. Gene Ontology annotation, biological process: fatty acid metabolic process. The transcript has 3 exons. Gene Ontology annotation, molecular function: fatty-acyl-CoA binding. Bases 497 to 784 code for a protein of 95 amino acids. The record is from RefSeq and is a predicted model, not a curated record. Lineage: Eukaryota; Metazoa; Chordata; Mammalia; Chiroptera; Vespertilionidae.
AUGUCCCCUCUUUUCCCCCAUCGAUCCCCUCCACCCCACUCCUGUUCCCUUGGUCAUGGUCAGAGAAGGUUCACUGUGGACCUAGAGGUGCGUGCUGAGACCCCAGCGGAAGAUCCCUACCUAUCAGAGGUAAAUAAAGGAGACAGACCCUCUAUUAAAAACCAUAUGGAAAAAUGAGAAAACAAACAAAAAUCCUGUUCCUUCACAGAUAGUUCAAUGAACAUCCGGCUUCGUGGGAAACCUAACACAAAACACCAUAGUUGACAUUUCUGUUGUUUGAGGAAAUCACCUGAGUUUGCAUUUAGUCUAUAUGUGUGACCUUUUUUUUUUUUUUUUUCCAGGGGUGGAGAGGAAGCUAUGCCAAAUUGAUUAGAAACAAUACAUUUAUACCUAAUACACAUUAUCUCACGUCAAAAAUUAGUUCGGCCAAGCCGUAAAAAUUAUCCCAGAACAUCUGAAUUGUUUUGGCUACUUCUUCCUGCUCAUCCCUGUCUUCAUGAGCUCCUCCAAACCCAGCGCCGAGUCUCAGGCUGCAUUUGACAAAGCUGCUGAGGAAGUGAAGCGCCUCAAGAGCAAGCCAACGGACAAUGAGCUGCUGUUCCUCUACAGCCACUACAAACAAGCCACUGUGGGGGACAUAGAUAAAGAGCGGCCAGGGAUGCUGGACUUCAAGGGCCGGGCUAAGUGGGAUGCAUGGAAUGAGCUGAAAGGAACUGCCAGGGAAGAUGCCAUGAAAGCUUACAUCAGCAAAGUAGAAGAGCUAAAGCAAAAAUACGGAAUGUAGGGACUGGCAGAGCACACUCUGA